GACACUUCAUAGUACCUUUGAGCAUGAAACGCGGAGGUGGUAAGGGUUUGCUGUGACUAUCACUGCAUAGUUUCGUUCCCAUACAACAGCGAUGGACUUUCUUUUGAACUCGUAUGUUGAGAAACAAAUUCAGCUACGUACAAGUUCUGGACAUUCUCCGGUGCGCUUCAGUUGAGAAUAAGGGCCCCACAGCUUCCUUAUUAUGUCAAAGCGGGAAAAUUUCCUGGAAAUGAAUCGGCUACACUUCGACGCUCAUCCUGGUUCACUAUGGUUUUGACCAGGGUUAAUUGCUGUUGUGUGAAAUCCAUGGCAUGAGUUUUUGAGGGAGUGCAGGUGUCAUUGAACCUCUCACCUUAGAAGAUAAUAGAAGAUUACUUUCGGGCAAUUUAAUCUGUCUGAUUUUGCUAGAAUUUCAGUCUGAUGCGAGUUGGCAUAAGACAGAAAACCUGCCCCUCUGGUUGAGUCCCGCCAAUUUGUCGAAGGUCUUAACGGUAUGGUUUCGCAGGAAUUAAUGACGUCUGCGCACCCUGAGCAUCUUUUGCAGGGUUUAAGGUAUUGAGUUUUGAUACCGCACAGUUUUGUGUCACGCUUGUAGCAGAUUGUUGAGGGAGGCGAUUCUUGAUAGUCAUUACAACUGCAGCUAUGGCGACAUUGCUCAUGCCGUGUAUCUCCCGGUUUUUGGCAUCUCCUCACUUGAGACCAGCAUUGAACGGCCAUGGCACAACUAGCGACUUCAUCCGAGUCAGUAAAUCGAUUAAUCACGUCGUUCCGAGGUUGUGGGCGCGCAUCACAAGCGCACAGGCUGCCUCUAGAGCGGUAGAGAACGACCUUCAAGGGUAUUGGAAGCAUGUUUAUAUCUGCAAUUCUGGGCGGGAAAGGCAGGUGGAGUUUUUGCCCUUUAUUGUCGAAGACAGUAAAAUUGGUUACAUCCACCCUAAAUUCUUAAAACAUUUGAGACGGUUUCCUGAGGUUUUUAUUGUUAGAGAUGAUGUAGUCAAUGGCAUGAGUAAAGGCUGGGUCACGUUGCACGAAUUGCUUCAGACACCUCAAUUACGCACUGAUGCGAUUGGGGUUGUGUUGCUCUCUCUCGAAAUGGAGGGACUAAUUCCUGGCUGGCGCAAUGAGCAUUACCCAGUGGUGAUCAGUUUUGGAGGACGCUCACUCUUCAGUCUAGAGCGUGCCGCUGUCCCUUUUUUUGGCAUUAAGGCAUAUGGUGUACACAUGAAUGGUUAUGUUCAAGUCGAUGGAGAGAAACAUCUUUGGGUUGCUAAGCGUAGUGCAACGAAGCAAACAUUCCCAGGCAUGCUCGACCAUCUUGUCGCUGGCGGACAGUCUGAAGGGAUUGGCUGCAAGGAGAACCUUCUCAAAGAAUGUGAUGAGGAAGCUGCAAUACCUGCAUUUCUUGCUGAAAAAGCAACUGCUGUAGGAGCUGUUUCUUAUGAGCAGAUCAAGGGAGAAGCAUUCAAGAGGGACGUUCUGUUUUGCUAUGAUUUGGAGCUGCCCGCGGAUUUCCAACCUUCUAAUAAAGACGGUGAAGUUGAAAGCUUUGAGCUGGUGCCUGUUGCGGAAGUGGCAGAAAUCAUCCGCACUAGCCAGCGCUACAAGCCUAACUGUGCCCUUGUGGUUAUUGAUUUCCUUUUCCGAAAUGGAUAUAUUCAUCCAGAUCAACCAGGUUAUCUGCAACUCCUGCAAAGCUUGCGAAGUGGUGAAUGUCAAUAACAAUUGUAAGCAACUUGGGGGAGAACUGCUGCAUAGGGAAGAGAAAUCUUGGCUGGAUUGGUCUUCCGCUCUUGAAAUUUGAAAGAAAACCGUGCAAUAUGUAUCAAUUUCUUGCUAAUCAAUCUCUUCCACGAGUAAUUUUUUGGUUCGAGGACAGGAAUUCCUCAAAA
Messenger RNA from Physcomitrium patens, 1889 nucleotides. RefSeq names its product nudix hydrolase 20, chloroplastic-like. The record is from RefSeq and is a predicted model, not a curated record. Gene Ontology annotation, molecular function: 8-oxo-dGDP phosphatase activity. NCBI's taxonomy places the organism in Eukaryota, Viridiplantae, Streptophyta, Bryopsida, Funariales, Funariaceae.